Molecule: messenger RNA, 4402 nt
Organism: Coturnix japonica (Japanese quail)
Lineage: Eukaryota; Metazoa; Chordata; Aves; Galliformes; Phasianidae
Gene: GPBP1
Product: GC-rich promoter binding protein 1
Biological process (GO): positive regulation of DNA-templated transcription; DNA-templated transcription
Cellular component (GO): nucleus
Molecular function (GO): DNA binding; RNA binding
Source: RefSeq, a predicted model, not a curated record
CCCAGCUCGGCCGCCCAGCCCCGCCCCGUGCUCCCGCGGGGUCGCGACAGCUCUCGCGAGGUUUGGUGGCGCGGAGCGUUGCGGUUCGGAGCGGCGCCAUUUUGGGAUCUAGGCGAGCGGCAUUUAGCGUUACGGUGAGCCCCAGGAGUCGGAGCCUUUUGCCUCAGCUGUUGGUGUUGGGAGGAGGAGCGGCGGGAGCCGAUCAACCGCAGCUGCUUUCUCUCAAAACGGAGAAACACUGGACGCUGUUGGGGAUUACUUGUCCGAGUGCUUCCUCCUGAACAGCCUUCAGAAGCAGUCAGUGGACGGCGCGGAAGAGAUUGGGAGUUCCAAGUCCUCUUUGUGGAAGUGCAGAGGAUCUCACCUUCAGACACACAGUAUGGAUACACGGCUGAGUUCAUCAAGUUCGGAACGUUUUUGCUAUCCAAUAAAGUGCUUUUAGGUUUAUAGGCAUUUUUUUCCUUCUGAGCACCCUCUACAACUGGAUUUUUAGGCUGUCUCCAGGUCAGAUACAGUCUGAGUCACUGUAUGGACAUUAUUGAAAAGUUCCAUGGCAGAUAUUAUUACCCUUAUAUUAUUUUUUAGAUUUUCUUACUUAGCCUUUUGCAAUUAUGCAGUGCAACCUAUUUUCUAAAUGAAGAAUCUAACAGAAAUCUGUUUAUCUUUUUUCUCUUUAUUUAAUUUUUUGGAAAAACAUUAUUGCCAAUAAGCAAUAUGGCGGUAUCUAGAUAGCUGCUGUUUACAGAUGCUUCUGUUACUUGGAAUGAAGACGUGUUCCUCAGUUCAGAUGUGAAAUUUGGAUUUUCAGCUUUACAGAAGUAUAUAUAUUUCGUUUGGAGCUGAUGGUUCUCAUAGUGAUAUGUUCAUGGAAUAGACAACAGAAAAAGCUUUCAAAGAAAAAGACAAACUUUUUGAGUUGGGAGACUUGGUAGAUUUUGAAAUCUGUAAGCAAGAAGGAUGGGUAGCUGAUUCCUGUGAGGUCAAAUCUAUGUCAAACAGCUACGAAUGUAGUAUCAAGAAGAACUUGGGGUAUUAUCUCAAGGGAAACAAACUGGAAAAAGAUAAAUCGUGUGGAGCUAACACCUUGUGCGGUCCUUUUGGAUUAGGUUUGUGCUCGACUGAAUCGAUACUACUUAAAAGAAAAUUAAGAUGGACAGAACAACUUAAUUCAAAAGGACUUGCCAUGAGGUGCUAAAGCCUUGUUUCAUUGAUUUGGAGACACUGGACCUAAAUGGCGCAGCAUGACUUUGUUCCUGCCUGGCUUAAUUUUCCUACUCUGCCAUCAUCAACAAAGUCAUCACUGAACUUUGAGAAGCAUUCUGAAAAUUUUUCAUGGACAGAGAAUCGUUAUGAAGCAAAUCACAGAAGGCACAACUCUUCUGAUGCAUUUGAUCCUAACAUCGGGCGACCUAAUGGAGGGCAUUUUGGGAGAAAAGAGAAGAAUGGUUGGCGUUCACAAGGCAGAAAUGGUACAGAAAAUACAAACCACCGUGGAGGAUACCAUGGUGGAGGUUCCCGCUCUCGUACCAGCACUUCCCACUGUGGGAAAAGCCAAGGACUGCAUGAAAAUAAUGUACCUCAUAAUGAUACUGGGAAAAAGGAAGACAAGGAAGUACCCAAACAAUUUGAGGCUGAGGAUUUUCCAUCUUUAAAUCCUGAAUAUGAGAGGGAACCAAACCAGAAUAAAUCCUUAGGAGCAGGUGUAUGGGAGUAUCCUUUGAACCCGAAAUCCAGAUCUCCAAGAAUGCUUGUCAUUAAAAAGGGUAGUACAAAAGAACUGCAGAUAUCUGGAUUUCCUGUAGUAGGAAGUCUUCAUUCACAGCCAGUAAAAAACGGUACUGGCACAAGUGUUUAUAAAGGAUUGGUCCCUAAACCUGCCACUCCACCUGCAAAGAAUACACAGUGGAAAAACCAAGCAAAAGAAAACAAACUUGUGAAUCCAUUUCCUCACGAAUCUUCAUGUGGCAAUUUCAGUCCUUUCAAAUCAAGUGCCAAGGCAUUUUCUAUAUCCCAGAACGCAGUGAAAGAGUGUAAUCGGUCAAAUUCUUCAUCCCCUGUUGACAAAGUUGGUCAGCCUCGUUUAACAAAAUUGACAAGAAUGCGGACAGAUAAGAAGAGUGAAUUUUUGAAAACACUGAAACGAGACAGAGUGGAAGAAGAACAUGAGGAUGAGAAUGCUGGCCAGGAGAAGGAUGGAGACUCCCUUAACUUGUGUAACAGCAACAGUCCUCAUCAUGAGAGAGAUAUAAACCGAAACUUUGAAAAUGAAAUUCCACUGGAGAAUGGCAAUGCUUCAGUUACAUCUCAACAGGUCAUUCGAUCUUCAGGUUUCCCUCAGGAAGAUAUUCUUUCAAGCUCACUUGAGGCAGAGCAUAGGUUGUUAAAGGAAAUGGGCUGGCAGGAAGAUAGUGAAAAUGAUGAAAUAUAUGCUCCACUAACAGAAGAUGAGAUGAGGGAAUUCCAAGUCAUUAGUGAACAGUUACGAAAAAAUGGUCUACGGAAAAACGGCAUUUUGAAAAAUGGCCUUAUCUGUAAUUUUAAACUUAGCUCCUGGAAAAACAGCACUUUCAAACCUGCUCUGGAGAAUGAAGAUUCUGAGACGAGCAGCAGUGAUACAUCAGAUGAUGAUGAUGUAUGAAGAUUUCUGUGACAUUUCUAGAAGCUUGUUUUGAUACCAUAAAAAUAUGGGGAUAUAUUGUUUAAAAAAAAAAAAAAAAAAGAAAUCUAAUAUAUGUAGUAACAUGCCCAACUAGAGGAAGAAUGAUGGAAUGGCGCUCUGAAGAAAGCAAGGAAUGUUGUGUUGGGUGUGUUGAACAUGACUAUAAUUUCUUUGUAAACGAAUGUUGUAGAAUGAGGACUUGGGCUGACCCAGCAUUGACUGUCUUCAUCGCUGCAGCAUUUCUGACUAGCAGUGUGACAGUGUAACAGUUCAGACUUUCUCAUUUAAUAAUAAAAGCAAGAAUAAUUGUGUAAUGUCUUGCAAAUCUUCUGUCUUAAAAUGUCCAUGUCUCCAGAGACAAAACAGGCAGCGUGACAUAGUGUUUGGCUUCCCAAAUCAUUUUUUAUUUGUCCUUACAGUGGAAAUUCUUGAGUCCACUUUAUAUGCAAAAAGGGCAGCAUUGCAUGUUGGAUAAAUUGAGCAAGGGGCACUAAAACUCUUUUCCUUAGUUGAGCUGCUGUACUCUUCUACUUCUUUCACACAUAAUUGGUCUUUAGUUAUUGUAGUGUCAUUGUUAUUAAUAGCAAAGAACCUUGAUAUUAUGGUUCCAAAUUUUUAGAACUAAGCUUUAAGUUGAAAGCUUUAUAGGAUAUUGUAAGACCCAGUAUUCUCAAACAUGCAGAAAAAUUAUUACACUGACUAGAUUUUGUCCCCCACAUGCAAAACAAACUGAUAUAUAGGGGUAUCGUCUCAGAGCAUAGCAUCAAGGGUGUUGUUUUUAAGACUAGUAAAUUUUGUUUGCAUUUAUAUUAAAUGUAUGCUAGCAGUAAUCACUGCAUUUCAGAGGAAGACAAAAACUAUUCUUACCAUUAUAUCUUGCUUUAAUGGCUACAGAAGUAUUGCUUUUAUAGCAACAAAAGUAUAUCUUUAACACAUUUUAAAACUAGUGUUAUUUAUAGUUUGUUUAGUUCAUUACAUUUCUUAAAAGUAUUUUCUGCAAGGUGGUACAAACUUUGUGGCAUUAAUCCACAAGCACAACAGCUCUUGAUGAUGUCAUGCAUAUUUAUAACUCAGCUUAUGUACAGACAUUCCUUCUUUAAGAUACUUUUAAAUUGUACUACUUUUAUAUAAGUAUUUCACAGUUUUAAACUCUAAAGAAAAUAUAUUUAUGAAAAUGGGAUUUUUUUCCCCCCAUGUUUAGCUCUUCUUAGGGAAAGACUUUUUAUAAGGUGACAUCUAACAAUUCUGGACCAAAGCUUUUAAUAUAUAUGCUUAUUUAGUUAAAAUAGGGUGUUUAUUUAAGAAGUGAUUUUCUAUUUUCUUUUUUUGGAACAGUCAUGCAAAUGUUGAUGUAGUUAACUUUGGUGCAAUGUUUUUAAAUGUGUUCUUUUCAUGUCUAAAUUUAAGAGGAUAAUUUUUUUUAAUGAAAAAUUGCUGUAUCAGUAAUUAUAUUUUUGCUACUUUUAUGCCUUAAGUACUUUCUUUUUCUUUCCCUUCUCCUGUGUUUUUUUUAAACUAACUUUGAUACCAUUGUAAAACUUGGUUUUUGGUUGUUGCAUCUGUUCAGCAAAAUCUACUGCCUAUCUUAGGUAUUAAGUUGCAUGUGAAUACACUUAUUUUGCUUCUAAUUUCUUUUACUACUAAUUUCAUGCAAAAUAGACCAAUUUUGUUUUCUCUACAGUUCAAUGACAAAUAUCACUUCCAUAAUUAAUGUGUUGGGGAAUAAAUUGUUUUGACUUUUCA